AUGCACCUCCAAAGAGGCCUCACAGGAGAAAUUUCGGCCAUCGUCUUCCUCCCUGGCAGUUGCACCCUCUUCACCCAGACAGACAAGGACACGCUUCUGUACACCUGGACUCGGGAUCCUGGGCCCAGCUCCCCAACCACCCCGGGCCCUGUAGACAGCUCACCCAGCUACAAUGGCUGCAGCCGCCCCACCUGGCUGCUGGCUUGUGCUCUGCUCUGCCUGGCCUGGCCUCGGGAGGCCGUCGCCUUUCCAACCAUUCCCUUGUCCAGCCUGUUCUCCAACGCUGUGCUGCGGGCCCAGCACCUGCACCAGCUGGCCGCUGACACCUACAAGGAAUUUGUAAGCUCUGGGGAGUUGCGUGCCUACAUCCCCGAGGAACAGCGGUACUCCAUCCAGGCUGCCCAGACUGCCUUCUGCUUCUCAGAAACCAUCCCAGCCCCCAUGGGCAAGGACAAGGUCCAGCAGACAUCUGACAUGGAGCUGCUCCGCUUCUCGCUGCUGCUUAUCCAGUCCUGGCUCGAGCCCGUGCAGUUCCUCAGCAGAGUCUUCACCAACAGCCUGGUGUUUGGCACCUCAGACCGCGUCUAUGAGAAGCUCAAGGAUCUAGAGGAGGGCAUUCAAGCCCUGAUGCGGGAGCUGGAGGAUGGCACCCACCAAGCUGGACAGGUCCUAAAGCAAAACUAUGACAAGUUUGACACCAACCUGCCCAGCGAUGAUUCACUACUCAAGAACUACGGGCUGCUCUCCUGCUUCAAGAAGGACAUGCACAAGGUCGAGACCUACCUGCGGGUCAUGAAGUGCCGCCGCUUUGUGCAUACCUGUGGCUAGAAGCUGUGGCUUCUAGGUGCACGGCCUUUUGGCUACCCUCCCCAGAGCCUCCCGCCCCUUGGGGCCACUCCAG
Molecule: messenger RNA, 901 nt
Organism: Tupaia belangeri chinensis (Chinese tree shrew)
Lineage: Eukaryota; Metazoa; Chordata; Mammalia; Scandentia; Tupaiidae
Product: somatotropin
Exons: 7
Coding region: 1-828 (275 amino acids)
Biological process (GO): growth hormone receptor signaling pathway; positive regulation of receptor signaling pathway via JAK-STAT; positive regulation of growth
Cellular component (GO): extracellular region
Molecular function (GO): growth factor activity; hormone activity; growth hormone receptor binding
Source: RefSeq, a predicted model, not a curated record